AUGCUAGAACAUAGAGAAAUAAAAGUGACACCAAUCUCCCAAGACACAAACACAAUGAAAGACAAACAAACACAGAGAGAAGGAAAGAAAGUAAACUCAACUUUUCACAUCAAAGCAACAGUAACACCUCCAGUACAGUCAGGUUAUGAGGAGGAAGAAAAGUUGAAGUUCUGGCAAGAUAUAGAUGAAAUGCUUGCGUCGAUCAGCGAGGAAGAGAAGUUAGUCAUAGGAAUUGACCUAAAUACCCACAUAGGAAUAGACAAGAGAGUUAUAUAUGGAAUUCAUGGAGGGUGGGGAAUGGAGGCGAGAAAUGAGGAAGAGGAAAGCAUCAUAGACUUUGCAAUAGCAUACGACCUAGCAAUUGCUCCUACUUUCUUCAAGAAACAUACGAAACUUAUAAAUGGGAAAGCCGUGGGACCGGAUGGGAUUCCAGUUGAAGCGUGGAAGUGCCCGGGUGACGCGGGUGUAGACAUCCUAUUAAACCAGAGAGAUGGAGAGAAAGUACAUUAG
This is a messenger RNA of Penaeus indicus, 510 nucleotides long. RefSeq lists its product as uncharacterized. The coding region runs from base 1 to 510 and encodes 169 amino acids. Lineage: Eukaryota; Metazoa; Arthropoda; Malacostraca; Decapoda; Penaeidae. Gene Ontology annotation, biological process: chromatin remodeling. The record is from RefSeq and is a predicted model, not a curated record. The transcript is spliced from 4 exons. Gene Ontology annotation, cellular component: nucleus.